GGCAGCCCGUGGGUAGGGCGGCGGGAGGAGGUAGAAGUUAAACUGGACGAGCCGGUCGCCGACCUAUCUGUUGGGCCAAGUGGAACUCCAUCAGAUGUUGGCCGGUGAUCUACGAGGAUGCAACAUUAACUGUGACCUUCCAUCUAAAACGGACAAAAGAAUUGCAGUUUGAAGGAACAGGAUGAGCUGGUCCAAAUAAUUGGAAAAUAUCGGGUAACUUCUGAUUUUGAAUGGCUUGGAUUUAAAACCGAGAAUACAGAAAAUAAAAAUUUCCAGUAUGAAAACGCAAAUUCUUUUGAAUCUUUAGAAACUCAACGCCAAUAUUCUUGUGAGACAUUACCUGAUUCUGAAAGUACAGAUAUUGAUAUAAAAGAGUUUCCUGAUCCAAUAAUUGACGAUAAAAUGAACGGUAACAAGAAACCAGAUAGCUCUACCAGUGAUAUUGAUUCUGACAGUCUUUUUUCCAGUGAAAUGCAGGAAUCUGAUGAAGUUUCUAGUACAUCACAAUAUAAUUGCUUGGAAAUUGUUGAAGAAACGGAAGCUCUGGAAACUGACAGCAUAACUGAAACAAUCGAUAUCAGAAUAUCUCCACAAAAUUCCACAGUUGAGUUGAUGACUUUCCAAUGCGCUGAUGACUUUCCUUCAGAAUUUUCUUACGUUGCUGAUGUUGAAGUCAAAAUGAAUGAAGAUCAAGAAUGUGUUGUCUCUACCACACAAAAUUCAACCGUGAAAGAUCUUCUAACGGGAGAUGAAUCAAAUACGAUGGAAGUCAAAAUGUACGAAGUGCGCAGCAAAGAAUCUUUAAGGGAAUUUCCAAGAUCAAAAAAGUUAGCGAAGAAAGAUACCGGUUCCAUUGAAAAUGAGAAUGAUCCAGGAACUUCUGAUGACGUAGCUCAAAGCUCUAGUGUAUCAGGAACAAGAAAAUGCGCUGCUACUGGAAUGAAGAAAGACCCGAGAGAAAGUAAUGGUUUCACAGUAGAAAGCAAAAUAGCGCAGGAAAUUAAAGAAAUGAAACAAAGGGAAGAGGAAAUUAGAAAAAUGAGAGAAAUGAUGACGAAGGAAAAGCCCUUAUUUACAGCCCCAAUAAUUACACCUGAAGUUGUAAAACCUCCUCAGGUGCCCAUUCAUACAGAAAAAAUUAAAUGCACUCCUUCAUCCCCAAAGAUUGUGACUGGUGGACAGAGCUACAAUAUUGCUAGCGUGUUCGCAACUAAACGUAAAGAUCCAUCAAGUCUGACAAAAGCGUGUUCACAACCUUCAUCGACAUUCGAAUCUCCCAUUGAUCGUGAUAUUAGAAUGGCCAGGCAACGAGAAGAAGAACUAAAAAAAGAAAGAGAAUUAGCUUUAAAGAUGAAAUAUCAAAUGGAAACCUGCCAACAAAGCGCUGAAUAUAGCGAAGAUGAAAAAGAUGGCACUUUGGACAAUUUAACGUCUGUAAGCAUGUGCAGCGAUUCCUCGUUAGAUUCUGAGCCAAAAGCAUCAUCGCUUUAUGAUGCCUCUCCAGUAAGUUUAAACAACAAACUCAAUGCCAUUUAUUCAAAUUCAUCAAACAUUUCUCAAAGUGAAAACAUUAACGUUUUGCAAAAAACAUUUUCUCAAUCUAAGGAUCCCUUCAUGAGAUCUCCAUCUCCUGAUUCUUCUAGUAGUUCUUCCAUCUCUAAAAGUUCACCAUUUUAUCCUCAAAAAGCUAUGACUUCUUCUCAAGGUAAAAAUGUGAACAUGGAAAGAUUCAUUGCCAGCAAGGGAAGAGAAAUUGCGUUUAAAAGUCCCGUAAAUUCAGUUACUGGCAAUCAGUAUUUUGAAAUAAAACCGCCACAGAUCAAAAAAGGUGAUCAGAUGUCACAACGAAAAUUCCAAUCAGCUGCAUCUAAAAUUCAAAGUGAAUUGCAAGAAAUGAAAGAGAGGGAAGAUGAACUAAAAAAAGAAAGAGCUCAACUAUUAAAUGGAGCGAAUUGUGACUCCUCGUCAGAAACAUCGAAGGAUAUAUGUUCAAGUUCAGAUAUUUCAGAGGAGGGAAAAAUUUCUCCCGAAAAUGAAAAAGAGGAAACAGCCACGAGUAGUACAAGAAGAAAAAGUGCCUUGAUUGAAGAAUGGGAACGAAGAAUUAAAAGUUUUGGAGUACAAGUGUGAAUUCGCCAUUCAUUGCCAUUUUACAUUAAUAAUUUUUGAACUCAAACCGGAAGUCCCGAAAACGACCCACGAAUUGAAAAAUCAAUUUUAAAAAGAACUGAAAGGGAUAUAUAUAUGAACAGUUUGCUGCAUUCUGCCAAUGAAACCAGAUUAUUUAUUUUCAUCAAGUUUCAUAAUCAUUGUCAAAUUUCACCCAUAGAUGGCAUUAUAAUGCCUGUUCCACAUUCCAACUAUAGUAUUAGCACGAGUGUCUGUUUGUUUGUACACAGAUUACACUAAGUUUUUACUGUAAAUUAUAAUUAUUAUUUUAUAGUUCUUCACCGUCAACAACGCCAAAUGUUCAUGAACUCUGUCAAACCAUUCAAACUCAAAUAUUAAUCGGGAUCUAUUGCUUUAUUUCUCCAACAACGCCAUGUCGUUACUGUGAAUGGUAGUUAUUUUAAAAACAUUGUUUUAUAGUUCUUCUCAGUCAGCAGCGCCAUCUUUUCGCUAACUCUAUCGGAAAAUUCUAAGGUAUUUGCCAGACGUUUGUUAAUUUUGUCCUCAGACAACGCCAAGUUUUUGCUACAAAUGGUGAUUACUUUAAAAAAAAAUUAUUUUACAGAUCUUCUCAGUCAGCAGCACUAUCUGUUAACGAAUUCUGCAACGAAUAUUAAAAUUUGGGAAGGAAAUUUCUAGUUUUUUAAGAGGAAUGCAGCAAAUCGUUCUUUUCUAACUUUUUCAAACUUUUUUGAUUGUCAUGGGUCAUUCAAAUCCUGGGUUAUUUUUUGGAGACACGGUAAUUAUAUUAACGGUAAUGUUAUUAACUUUAUUGUAUCAUUAAGCAUUACAUUUAAACUAUAUUUUGUUCUAGGCUUUACUAUUUUAUUUGUUUUUCUCGAUAAACUUAAAUGAUGCGUUUUGUAAUAAGCUUGUAUUUUGUUUAUUUGUAUUAAGUUGUAUUUAUUGUAAUCCAUUGUUUUGUUUGUUAUUCAGUAUGUUUUCACACAAUUCAAAAAUCCCAUUUGUAUUUCAAAUAUAUUGAUAUAUCACAUUACAUUGGCUUACCAAAGUUUUGCGAAAUGCAUCGAACAUGAUUGAAAAAUACUGUAUUUUUUAAUAAAUGAAUAAUUUGUGGGAUGUUUA
Parasteatoda tepidariorum (common house spider) is the source of this 3255-nucleotide messenger RNA. RefSeq lists its product as uncharacterized. The record is from RefSeq and is a predicted model, not a curated record. Lineage: Eukaryota; Metazoa; Arthropoda; Arachnida; Araneae; Theridiidae.